Messenger RNA from Amphimedon queenslandica, 1916 nucleotides. RefSeq lists its product as uncharacterized. NCBI's taxonomy places the organism in Eukaryota, Metazoa, Porifera, Demospongiae, Haplosclerida, Niphatidae. Bases 650 to 1843 code for a protein of 397 amino acids. The record is from RefSeq and is a predicted model, not a curated record. The transcript has 9 exons.
GUGCAGUACAGGGAAGAAGAAAGAGCUGGUCAUUGCUAGGAAGAUUGAGAAUGUUUUCUUCAUUGUUCUUCUUGUUGUGGUGCUGGGCUUAUUCACAGUUCCAAUAAUAGUCUACUAUAGAUCUACUUCAAACACAUUUGAGUCAGACAUCAAUAACAAUGGUAAUCUUAGUGAAGGAGGUACAAUCGGCAACAAUAAUGUAAGUCAGAACUGUACUAGAAUAUCAUGGAGUCAGGAUAAUGAUGCUUCAGAAUGUCAUGAGUAUACUGGAACUGCUUGUAGAAACUUCUUACAUCAAUGGUUUCAAUGUACCAUUGGAGAGGGUGAAUUGAAUAUUGGAGUAAGUCAACAAGAACAAAAUCAACAUGAACAGACAAUCACAUCACUCAAUACUUAUUUAGAGUAUUACAAGCAAUGUCAACAACAAUCAUCAGCUUUUAUAUGUCAAUAUUUCUUUCCACUUGCUGAUUGCUCAACUGGAAAAUCUUACAAGGCUACCAAGGAAGACUGCCUCCUCAUAAGUACAGGUGUUUGUUCAAACUUGUGGACACUAGCAAACAACUUUGGGUAUGGCUCACUCUUACCUGAUUGUACUACACUGCCAAAUGCUGCCAAAAAUUCAUCUUCUGUCACAAUUCCCAUUGACGGCAUGAAUGAUACCAAUGGUACUGAUGGUAUAGUGUGCAGAGAAGAUUUUGUUAAAACGAAUUUAAUCUGUGAGCCAAGAUGUGACAGUUUUGAACAAAGCUCUCAUUUAGACGCACUGAUAAUGAUUUAUUCAGAAGUAUUUGCAACUAGCAUGGGCUUAAUUUUUUGCGUUAUUGCAAUUAUAGCUGCUGUUAAGGAAUACAAAACAUCGCUUGUAUAUCCUUCUGUAUUGGUAUUUUAUCAAGUCAUAGAUAUGACUGCAUUGGUUAUAGUACUAAUCAUAACUGCUAUUGAUCGGUAUGGAUUAUAUUGCAGUUCAGUUAGUCUAUUGGAGACAUUAAAUAAUCCAACUCCUUUUUGUAAAUUUUCAGGAGUUGUAUUUCAUUAUGUUAUUGUAAAUAUGGCACUGUGGUGGUUCUUUCAUGUUGCUAUGUUCUUUCACAAAGUAUUUUUUCCCUUCCAAGCGAAUAGAUUUGAAAAGUUGGGCCGUGAAAAGUAUAUAUUCGCAACUGUAACCAUUUUAUCUCUACUACUUCCAUUGCCAGCUGUUAUCGUUUGCCUUUCUGUUGACAAAUUCAAAUAUAAUGUUCAUCGUUUUCCAACAACUCUUUGCAUUAGUGAUGGUGACAUGUGGUUCUACUCUACAACACUUCCAAUGGAUAUAUUACUAGCUGCUGGAGUAAUAAUGCUAAUUAUGAUUCUUUGGACUAUGAGAAAGAAAACAAAUUUCUUGAACAGGAAUAGUCGUACUAAGCUUAGCACUGCUGAGAAAAAAAUCCUCUUGGUUUUUACAUCAUUUAUUGUUUUUGGUGUUUAUAUUUUAGGGCAUGUAAGUGACAUAACAGCAAAAUCUGGAAAGUUUCAAGCAGCUUUAAGAGAAUACUUUGAAUGUGAAGCAUUUGGUCAUAUCCCUGGAAAAUGUGAUAGAGAAACAUUUGAUAAGAUCUAUAGCCCAUACACAAGUGUUAUUGCAUACAUACUAAUGAGUUUGAUACCGUUGAGCAUUUUGAACUUCAUACUUAAGUGGAGCUCAGUCAAAAUUGCAAAAAAUAAAGUAAUAAAAUUGACAAGGAGGCAUUUAAGUUUCUUGUAUCAUGGAAAACGCUCUUUUGUAACUUCCUCUGAAAGUGUUUCUGAUGAGUUAUCAUCAAAAUCAAGUAAAAGUACAAAGAUUACUGAAAACACUACUGUGUAACUUUAAUUGCUGAUAAUUUUGACUUUUAACUACUGUGUGUGAUUUUUUUUUGUAUUAAAACUUCUUAGUAAAU